This is a messenger RNA of Homarus americanus (American lobster), 1607 nucleotides long. RefSeq names its product delta(7)-sterol 5(6)-desaturase erg32-like. The record is from RefSeq and is a predicted model, not a curated record. Gene Ontology annotation, biological process: sterol biosynthetic process. Gene Ontology annotation, molecular function: C-4 methylsterol oxidase activity; iron ion binding. The transcript is spliced from 6 exons. NCBI's taxonomy places the organism in Eukaryota, Metazoa, Arthropoda, Malacostraca, Decapoda, Nephropidae. Bases 133 to 1344 code for a protein of 403 amino acids.
UGGGUGGCUCAGUGAGGGUCAGUGUGGCGUGGUGAGAACAUCUCUCGCCCUGCACCAGUGGCCCCAUGACCCUACUCACCAGAACGUAAACACACCUGCCAAUUAUCACAAGUACAAUAAAAACUCGCCAUCAUGGACCACGAGACUAAAUCUACACAAGAGACAUCUCCCGGUAUGGUUUCCAGGAUACCCAACGAUCCUAUGGCGGUGACCUGGGCGGAGAAAUACAGCGACACGUUAGAAAAGUAUUGGAACAGGUUGCCUAACUUCGUGGGAACUUUCAUUGCCAGUGUAGCCGUGUUUAUCCUGGGAUCCACAAUUAGAGGGGAGUGGCUUCACAUCCUCGUUCACUUCCUCAAAGCCUUCCAGUACGGGGAGCAGCAGCAGGAGUCAGGUAGUAUCUCCAACACCAGCAUCACCACCUCGUCAGACUUCCUGGGCUUCAACCUGGCUGACUACAGGCUACAGGGGUUCGGGUAUUACUGGGUCGCCGCCACUACCAUCUCCUAUAUCUUCUACCUUGGCAUCGGCGGGUUCCUGCAUUGGUAUUACUACAUACGCCAACGUGGCCGAGCUAUCGAAUGGAAGUGUCAGCCAAAUAAGUUCCUCUCGCCGGAGUUGGAGCGUCACGAGAUCCUUCUGGGGUCUUUCUCUCUACUGCUGGGGUCGACGUGUUCAGCCCUGGUCUCUUGCUACCUCAUGAACGGCGGCAAGUCUACUAUUUACUACGAUGUGUCUGAGUAUGGAUGGUUGUGGUACUUUGCUUCUUGGCCCGUCGUGUUCGUCUGGCAGGAUUACCUUACCUACUGGACCCACCGCAUGUACCAUCUACCCUUCCUCUACAAGAAGUUCCACAAGCUACAUCACAAGUACAAGCAGCCUACAGCCUUCAGCGUCACUGCCAUCCACCCUUUUGAGUUCCUGCACAUGCAACUAGUUCUUAUCAGUCCCAUGGUCAUCUUCCCUGUCCAUUGGACGGUGUUCGUGGUGUUGCUGAUGUACUUAUACUACCACGGGAUCAUUGACCACUCAGGCAUCAACUUUAAGGCCUACUGGUGGCAGCCUUGGCAACCCGACUGCAUCUUUCACGAUAACCACCACCAGUACUUUCACGUCAACUUUGGCUUCAACUGUGCACUCUGGGAUAAGAUUCACGGGACUUACAGACAGAAGAAUAAGGUAUACCGCGAGGACAUCUUCUACGGUAAGGGUAAGGACUUGACUCACUGUUCCAAGGACGAGCUGAAGGACGAGCUAAGAGAGAGGGAGAACGAGAACCACCUAGCAUACCGAGGAACAGUGCGAGAUGAACAGGUGAAGGAGAUCAAACACAAGCUUACGUAGAACACAUCUCACCUGGUUGACGUUUGGAUCUACUCUGUAAAGGAUGUUCCGGGUGAGGUUCCUUCCCUUGGACGUCGUCUGAGCCUGGGUUGUGUCUCCUGGCCUGACCGUGACCUGCGUGGCUAGGAAGAAGGAGAAGAGGAUAAUGUAAUUUUAAACUGACUCUUUAUGUGCCAUUGUUUACAGUACUUAUGGGAAUCACCUGAAGUUUAAUGCUUGGAUUACAAUGACAAGGAUGUACCAAUAAUCAUAACACUCUUGAA